This is a messenger RNA of Pocillopora damicornis (cauliflower coral), 821 nucleotides long. RefSeq names its product transcription factor BTF3 homolog 4. The record is from RefSeq and is a predicted model, not a curated record. NCBI's taxonomy places the organism in Eukaryota, Metazoa, Cnidaria, Anthozoa, Scleractinia, Pocilloporidae.
CGCCUGCGCAAUACAGUAUCGGUCUCUUACGCCAUCGUGCAGAUCAAAUCAUCCUCGUGUUUAGCGACGGAAAAACUCUUUUAUGACAUUUUACCUGGAAUUCUAUUCACUACUGUUUAAGAUUAUUACUAACUGACCAGUAUGAACCAAGAAAAGUUAUCAAAAUUAAAAAGUGGAGUUCAAAUAGGAGGAAAGGGCACACCCAGAAGAAAAAAGAAGAUAGUUCACAGAACAGCUGGAGCAGAUGAUAAGAAACUCCAGAACACCCUCAAGAAGCUUGCUGUGAACUCAAUUCCUGGAAUUGAAGAGGUAAACAUGAUUAAGGAUGAUGGGACGGUCAUUCAUUUUACUAAUCCAAAAGUGCAAGCUUCCCUGCAGUCAAACACUUUUGCUGUGGUUGGUCAGUCUGAAAAUAAGUCAAUUGCAGAAAUGCUUCCUGGAAUUUUGAAUCAGUUGAGUAGUGAAGGUCUGACCAAUUUGAGGAAGCUGGCAGAGAAAUUCCCAACAGCAACAGAUGGUGCACAUGUCCCAACACAUACUGAGGAGGUUGACGAUGAUGAUGUCCCAGAGCUAGUUGAAAAUUUUGAUGAGCCCUCGAAGGCAGAGGGAGUCUAAAAAGAUCCCAGUGUGGAAGACCAAAUUUAACAACUGAUGCUACCACACAUACGCUGACCGCAAGUAAUAAACAGACUUUGUGGCCUGCUUUUUCAUUGUAUAUGUAAUAGUUAACAAGACAAUUUUUUGUGAUGUCCUAUACACUCUUUGUGUUGUUUGAUAUGCCAGCAAUUUAUUGGUCUGUCAAUAAAAGAAUGGAAACUUGC